AUGCCGCUUCAGAAAUCAUACUCUGAGCGUGUAGGCUUGUCAAAGAACCGCAGUCCGUGGCAACGGUCACACAGUCAUCCCGCCAAGCUACAAGCUCAAAGACCGAGACCUUUACCGCCCGUGUCCGAUGUCACAAAGACAAAACUAAGCAAGUUCCAAUACAAGCCUUCCAACGAUGACUCUACAACAUCUGCAAUGGGCGAGGCCAGUGGUACGCCCACCAAGACCAAGGAUGUCCCCAGUACAGGAGCAACAGUUGCAGGAAACGCCAUCACACCUGUAACUCGCCUGAACUGGAGCGAUCUGCCGGAGCCGAAUGCUCUGCCGGCGGAGAACGAAGUCGAUAUCUCGCCAAACGACAAACUGCUAUGGAAUAACCAGCAAGAUACUCUGUACGCAGCUGCUUUGUCUCCAAUGAUGCCUCGGAAGGGCAAGAAACGAGCUCGAAGUUCGUCGCCGACAUCAUCGCCGGCGACAGACAAGGGAAGCUUCCCGGCCGUCAAUGUUGAUAAACUGAAAACGGCCCUGAGGUCACCCCACGCAGACCCAACCUUGGAAUUAUGGGAUCGAUAUUCGUUAAAUGGGCCGGAGAUUAUGACAACGCCCAAGGGGGCGGUUAAUCCUGUUCUGGCGCAGCUAAUGGUUUCAUCAUCUCCAAAACCAUCGAAAGAUACAUCCGGUCGUCGAGGCGAUGCCAAUCUACGGAGAGCAAUCAGUUGUGGCUUGAAUUGGCCAAAGAGGAGGAAGGUAGAGAGGUCUAAAUCAGGAAGCCAAAGCAGUAGUCAGCAACGAGAGAUGGAAGCUGCCUCAAAAUCAUCCCUUGUCACCGCACUUCUGGACACGGUCACGAGCAGCAUCAACGAACCGAGUCCUAGUCGGACACAGGAGCAGCUCAUGCAGUCGCCGUCACCUAAAAAGAGGAAGGUAUCCCCUGAGAAUGCAGAAACACCUUGCCGUGCAAAGACAACGCCGCAGCCAUCAUCCUCAACCUCUGACUAUGGUGAUGACGAUUUCGACGACGACACCUUCAUGGAGCUGGAAGCCAGUAUGCAAGUUACUAGCACCACGAACUCACCACCACUAAACAGUAUUGAUAAAAAGGAGCCGGAUCAACGACGACCCGUGCAAUGGCAAACAGACAAGUCCAUGGAUUUGCUUGAAGAAUUCAAUGGUAUUGAAAACGAUGGCGAACAUGGAUUGGCUAUCUCAACACCCAAGCGACAGUCAACAACCUUCCAAACUUCUAAAGUGCAGGAGAGCCCCGGCGACGAGUUUGGCGAUGAUUUGGACGUUGACAUUGACUUCGAUGCCGUCGAACUGGCCGCAACACAAUCGCUACGACAACUCGAACCGCCACCCGAAAGUAGCAAACAAAAAGCGAAAACCAUUCAGCGAUACUUAGUGACGAGUGUUUUAGACGGUGAAUUCGUCGAUAAAUAUGGCGUGACUCGACCAGAGAAGAUUCUCAUCAUUCAAGCUGAUAAUUCUAAAAUCACUCGAACAGUACAUCUUCGGGGUGCUUGGUUCGAUACUCCAGCACACACGAAUUCCUAUGUUCACGUCAUUGGCACGUUUUCAGUACGCGGCCAGUGUAUAGUGGAUGAUGCACAAAAUCUGCUCAUUUUGCACCCAGAUCAAUUAAUUUCGUCCACUGUCGUUGCUGACUCCUUUGGCUGCAUGCGCAGAGCUGUGCUGCAAGACCGUGUUAAAGCUACCAGCGAGGCAUCCCCACCUCUUGUCUAUGGCACCAUGCUUCACGAGAUAUUUCAGGAGGCUCUGAUGGCUAAUCAGUGGGAUCUACCGUUUCUUGCUCGUGUCAUUGACGGCAUCAUGGAAAAGCAUGUUGAAGACCUGUACACAAUCAAAGUCGGGUUGCCCAGUGCCAAGGAGCAUCUCUUAUCGAAAAUGACUGAGUUGAGCUGCUGGGCAAAGUCUUUUGUCUCUCCAAAACCGCAGGUUGAUGCGAUUGUGGAAGAUCGAAAUGGAAAGAAGGCAAAUAUGGCCAUCACGAAGCUUCUUGAUGUUGAGGAACACGUUUGGUCGCCAAUGUACGGACUUAAGGGCAAUAUAGAUGCCACUGUUGAAGUCACCAUGGCCGACGGGAAACGAAGCAGAACCCUGACGGUUCCAUUCGAGGUCAAGACAGGCAAACAUGCAAACAGCAAUCACAUGGCACAAACUGCACUCUACACUCUCCUCUUAUCUGACCGUUAUGAUAUCGACAUUGCCUACGGCAUUUUGUAUUAUAUGGAAACCUCGAAGACGAUGCGAAUUCCCGCCAUUCAACACGAGCUACGACACAUGAUCCUCCAGCGAAAUCAGUUGGCGUGCUAUAUCCGGGAGAGGAGUGUGCAGCUACCACCAAUGUUGAAAAGCAAGCACAUGUGCGGGAAGUGUUAUGCCAAAACGUCAUGUUUCACUUACCACCGCCUUGCGGAUGAUGGUGACGGCGAAUCUAGCGGCAUGCAUGAGAAGUUUGACGAACUAGUCAAACACCUAACACCAACUCAUCAAGAAUUCUUUGUGAAAUGGGAAAAUCUUCUCACCAUGGAAGAGAAAGAAAGCCAAAAGACAAAGCGAGAGCUCUGGACAAUGACUAGCACACAGCGUGAGAAAAAGUCGAGGUGCUUUGCAGAUGUUAUCAUUGAAGAAGGGUCUGCAUCUGUUGACACCGACAACCCGCGCAUCAACAGGUUUCAUUACACAUUCAUCAAGAGGAACCCUCCACCAGGCUUAUCAUUUUUGGAAUCAGAAUUGACGACUGGAGAGCCAGUGGUGGUGUCAGAUGAAGAAGGUCAUUUUGCGCUGGCUAUUGGAUACGUUACAUCCGUUCGCAAGCAACGGAUAAGCGUCGCCGUUGACAGAAGGCUACACAACGCACGGAUUCGCCAGCCUGAUUUUGAUGAGGUGGAUAAUCAAGUGUUUGCGAGCAUCAUGGAUGUGACGCAACAAGGAACAACCGCAAGUCAGGCGCAACAUCAGCGCAAGGAGCCUCCCGUACGCUACCGACUCGACCAAGAUGAAUUUAGCAAUGGCAUGGCCACAGUCAGAAACAACCUCGUGCAAAUGAUGGCAAACGACGUACCAGCAGCUGCUCAAAUACGACGACUUAUUGUUGACUUAGCGCCUCCGAGGUUCAAGACGGCUCCUACUCAGUAUACAGUUGCAGAUGGAGAGAGCCUAAACGUUGACCAGAAACGAGCUAUAGAGAAAGUCAUGAGCACGCAAGAUUACUCGUUAGUCCUUGGUAUGCCAGGUACCGGCAAGACGACUACAAUCGCACACAUCAUUCGAGCACUUGUAUCACAGGGCAAGACUGUACUGCUCACGUCUCACACCCAUACGGCGGUGGACAACAUAUUGCUAAAACUCGCAGCCGACAGGAUCCCGAUCCUCCGACUGGGAGCACCAGCAAAGGUUCACCCAGAGGUCCAAGACUUCGCGCACCUUGCUGGCCAGCCUAAGAAAAACUUUGACGAGAUCAAAGAGGCUUGGCAUGGUACGCCCGUUGUUGCGACCACUUGCUUGGGCAUCAAUCAUCCGGUUUUUCUUGAACGAUCGUUCGAUUAUUGCAUCGUGGAUGAAGCAUCUCAAAUCACACUUCCCAUCUGCGCAGGGCCGAUUCGAAUGGCACGCUCAUUCGUUCUCGUUGGUGACCACAAUCAGCUACCACCAGUUGUGCGAAAUGAAGAUGCACGGGAGGGCGGCCUUGACGUUAGCUUGUUUAAGCUGCUUUCGGAUACUCACCCGGAGGCUGUCGUUAAUCUCGAACAUCAAUAUCGAAUGUGCGAGGAUAUUAUGACACUCAGUAAUACUCUGAUUUACGAGGGAAAGCUGCGGUGCGGGACGGAAUCGUUGCGAAGGAAGAAGCUUCAUGUCCCAAAUAUCAAUGCACUUAGCCAGGUUCACUUCAACGCCUCUUCGUUGGCCCAUCCAGGGACGCCAAAAUCGUUUUGCACUGGCCCUAACCCAUCUCGAUGCUGGCUCUACGAUCUCCUGGAAAGCGAGGCUCGUGUUCGGUUUGUAAACACGGAUACCAUCAGACCUCUGGUUCGGGAAGAGGCUCAAGGGAAGCGCAUUGUCAAUUCAGCGGAAGUCCGGCUCGUAUCACAACUAGUGGAAAGCCUUCUGGCGGUUGGAGUGCCGGCAUCCGAAAUUGGCGUCAUGACACACUACCGAGCCCAGUUGUUCCUUCUGAAGGACCAACUAAAGGGUUAUGCUGGUGUUGAAAUGCACACGACGGAUCGUUUUCAAGGACGAGACAAGGAGGUAGUUGUCCUCAGUCUUGUGCGAAGUAACGAAGGAUGCAAUAUUGGAGACUUGCUCAAAGACUGGAGGAGAAUCAACGUUGCGUUUACGCGAGCCAAAACAAAGCUCCUUGUUGUAGGAAGCAUGAAUACUUUGAAACACAGCGGAAAGGAGAAUAUGCUUAGUAGAUUUAUUUCUUUGAUGGAAGAGCGGGACUGGAUAUACAACCUGCCAGCGGAUGCCCUGGAGAGCCAUCAUUUUGAAGAAUUAAGCACGCCAAUGACUGUCGCUCCGACACCAAAAUCGAAAUCGCCAAAGAAGGCGUGGAAGAGAGGAAAUUUCAGCCCGGAUGGGAAGGAGAAUCGUCGGCCAUCACCAAAGAAGGCGAGAAUCGGUGAACGGGCGCUCUUGAAAGGGAAACUGGUAACGAGGGAUAUUCUGAAUGAAAUGACUAACGGCGCAUAUAUGGGUGUUUAG
Molecule: messenger RNA, 4725 nt
Organism: Pochonia chlamydosporia 170
Lineage: Eukaryota; Fungi; Ascomycota; Sordariomycetes; Hypocreales; Clavicipitaceae
Product: DNA replication helicase Dna2
Exons: 5
Coding region: 1-4725 (1574 amino acids)
Biological process (GO): replication fork reversal
Cellular component (GO): cytoplasm
Molecular function (GO): 5'-flap endonuclease activity; single-stranded DNA helicase activity
Source: RefSeq, a predicted model, not a curated record